AUGGCCUACCGUGAACGAGACGUCGAGGACGAGGACAGCGUCGGUCCUCCACACCCGGAGGAUGGUGGCUACGACGUGGCCUGGCCCGCUGGCGCUGAUGAGCAUGAGGAAUUCUCUGCAGCAGUGGCCGAAACUGUCAAUGACAAAGGGUACUGCGUCAUCAGCAUGCCGCUCGCCGACGAGGCAGUGCCGGAGAUCGACGAAAGUGUGAAGUCGAUGGAGUGGGGCGUUUUCCCGGCGGAGACGGAGGAGGAGUACUUGGGUGUGGAGGUCAGCGACUGCAAGGUUGCCUGGCUCCAGUACGUCGGCUACCAGGCGAGCAGAGGUUCAGGGCUCCGGAUGUACGACAUCGAGGAGAUGGGACCCAACAUGCAGAUGGAUCGCCUGGCACCGCUGGAGCUCUGCGACAGAGCGCUGACCAACGUGGCAGCGCUGAUGUGGCCAUACACGCCCGAAUACGAAGAUGACAAGGCUUUUGCCGUGUUUCAGCGUACCAGCGGCCUGGUGAGAUCCUCCAUCAAUCCUGGUGACGAAGGCGUCAGGAGUCGGACCUUCGGGCAGGACGAGCAGAGCGAGCUCGACACGCACAUCGCCUUCGUAGAUGGCAAACGCCUUGCGAUGAUUUUCCUGGUAGACAAUGAUGGUGGAGAACUGGAGCUUUUUCCAAAUCCCACCGGCUACGACUACAACGAGGUGACACUUCCCCUCUCGAAGAACAAGCUCAUCGUCUUUCGAUGCGAUGCCCUGGGCCUGAACUACAGCUACCGCCCCAAAGGUAAGCACAUGGCCCUGCAGAGCUGGGUCCUGGACGUCCCAUCCGCCUGGAAGGACAAGGAGGAGGCGCUGCGCAUCCUGGACGGCCCGGAAGAGCCGGAGGGCCGGCGGAACAACGUCAUGGGGGUGUGCACCCGGUACCCUGGACUCGGAUUUGAAGUCCAGGCUUACUGGAACAUGCUGGUGGCUGGCACAGACACAGAGGUCAAAAUUCCCAUCCAGCGCUGGGACACAGACAUCUACUACAGGGCCGAGCAUACCAUCGGCUUUUCGAUGACCUGCCAUGGAGCGAACCUGCAACAGUCCGAAAUCGAGAUGUUCGACAACCAGUUCUUUGGCAUCGAGCAGAGAGAGGCUAUCGAAAUGGCUCCCUACAUGCGAGUGAUGUUAGAGGUGGGCUAUGAGGCCCUGCACAACUCGGGCCACCGGCGGAGUGAGUUGAAGGGCUGGAAGUGCGGCGUCUUCUGUGGAGAUUCCGGUUCCGAUUGGGACGGCAUUCACUACACCGCCCCGAAGGACAUGCCCCUCAAGUUCGGGGGCAGGGAGCGAUCUGCAGCUGCAAAUCGCCUGUCGCAUAUCUUCGGCUUGACUGGUCCAACAAGCACUGCAGAAACAGCUUGCUCGUCAAGUCUGGUUGCCACAGGCAUCGCACAGAUGACGAUGAGGGCAAAGCUGGAGGACCAGCAGACGCCCAACAUCACAACCGAGCUGAAGCACGGCCUUGUGAUCGGGAGCAAUCUGCUUUUGGGGCCCGGUGGCUACAUCUCCUUGAGCGGCCCUGGCAUGCUCACGCACCAGGGCCGGUGCUUCACUUUUGACAAUUCGGCGGAUGGCUUCGCGCGAGGCGAGGGCGUGGGCUCCAUCAAGCUCAAGGUCUGUGAGGACACAGUCGACGCAGCUGGCCGAGUUGCAAUGCUCAUCGGCUGCAGCGUCAACCAGGACGGCCGCAGUGCAUCCAUGACGGCGCCGCACGGACCAUCGCAGCAGGAAGUCAUUCGGCAGUCUAUGCGCGAGGCCGGCUUGUCGCCGAACAGUAUCACCAUUGCCGAGUGCCAUGGAACAGGGACGGCGCUUGGAGAUCCGAUCGAAAUCGGUGCCCUGCGAGGGGUCAUGCGAGCAGAUCGCGCCCGCCCGAUAUUGAAGACGAGCUCUAAGACGAACCUGGGCCACUUGGAAGCGGGGGCCGGCAUGGCAGGCUUGAUCAAAUGCAUCUGUAUGUUGAACUACUCUUCUGGCGCCCCCAACAUCCACCUUUUGGUGCUCAACCCGCACUUGGACGUGGCCGGUUAUCCCGUGUACUUCGAGUCGGAACUGCUCGACUACGGCUACAACAGCGGGCUCACUGGCGUGUCAUCCUUCGGCUUCGGAGGCACCAACGCUCGUGCAGACGUGUGGGGCCACGCGACCAAGGGGCAUCGCUACUGCAUCACUGGCCCGCUGGAGUCUCUGACGCAGUUCCAAAGAUAG
Molecule: messenger RNA, 2241 nt
Organism: Symbiodinium natans
Lineage: Eukaryota; Dinophyceae; Suessiales; Symbiodiniaceae
Source: the annotation of a GenBank genome assembly